AUGGGUCUUUUAGAUGAUGACAACGAAUAUGUUGAAGCCAUUAAGGAAGCAAGUUUUGAAGCUCAUUGUCGGUAUUUAAGAUCAUUAUUUGCGACAUUGCUUUUAACAAAUACGCUAUCAAGACCUGAAUUCGUGUGGGAAAAAACUUGGCACUUACUAGGAGACGAUAUUCUAUUCAAGCGUCGUAAAGAGACACAUACCCCUGAUCUAAUUAUUCCUGAACAUCAUUUGAAGAAUCUAAUUUUGGUGGAAAUUGAGAAUUAUUUAAUUUCCAAUGGGUCUACAUUAAGUAAAUUUUCUACGAUGCCCUUUCCAGACGACGAUUCGCUACGUCAAGGUACUAAUCGUCUAAUCAAUGAGGAAUUAUCGCAUGACACACAUGAGUUGAAAAGUGAGUUUACUCUAUUGAAAGAAUCUUUAACUGAAGAGCAGAAGACUUUUUUGUGGAAGACCUUGGCUGCUGCAAUCAGAUCUAAAGGUCAGAUAGUGUUGAACGUUGCUUCAAGUGGUAUUGCUUCAUUAUUGUUAUCUAGAGGACGGACAGCACAUUCUAGAUUUAAAAUUCCCAUAAACUUGACAGAAGAUUCCAUGUGCUUCAUUAAGCCGAACGAUGAUGUUGCUAAUCUUUUAAAAGAGUCAAAGUUGAUUAUAUGGGAUGAAGCCCCUAUGGUGCACAAACAUGCGUUUGAGGCACUAGAUCGAACAAUGAAAGACAUUCUGUCGUCUUCUACGAAUAACUCUUCUGAGCUACCAUUUGGAGGUAAAGUUAUUGUGUUUGGUGGUGACUUUAGACAAAUACUACCCGUUAUUCCAAAUGGUACGAGGCAGCAGAUUGUUAAUUCAUCUUUGAGUUCUUCAUAUCUAUGGUCUGAAUGCAAGGUUUUAAAGUUAACAAAAAACAUGAGGUUGAGAAUUGGAGCUGAGUCAUCUAACAGUGAUUCCAUUCAGAAGUUUGCAAAAUGGCUACUUGAUAUUGGUGAAGGAAACAUUGGUUCGGAAAACGAUGGUGAAGCGUUUAUAGAGUUACCCGAUGAUUUAGUAAUUACCGACUCAGAUGAUCCAAUUCAAAGUUUAAUUGACUUUGUUUAUCCUUCAAUUUUACAUCAGUAUAAAAAUCCUGGAUUCUUUUCAGAGAGAGCAAUUUUAGCACCAAAGAAUGAAGUAGUUCAUGAGAUUAAUGAUCGAUUACUUUCAUUAUUUCCAGGUGAAGAAAAAGAGUAUUUGAGCUGUGACAGUAUAUGUCAAACAGAACAAGUUCUUGAUUCUUUUCAACAAGGUCUAUACUCUCAUGACAAUUUGAAUGCUCUUAAAAUUUCCGGUUUACCUAACCAUAGGUUGGUUCUUAAAGUUGGUGUUCCUGUGAUGCUUCUUCGAAACAUUGAUCAACAGAACGGACUAUGUAAUGGUACUAGACUUCAAGUAACCUUUCUUGGUAAACGAGUAAUUGAAGCGGAAGUAAUAUCUGGCGGAAAUAUCGGCACAAGAGUUUUUAUUCCAAGAAUUAGUAUGGUUCCUUCAGACAAAAAGAUACCUUUUCAAUUUCAAAGAAGGCAAUUUCCGUUAACAGUUUGUUUUGCUAUGACAAUUAACAAGAGUCAAGGACAGUCGCUAUCUAGAGUUGGUUUAUACUUAAAAGAUGCUGUAUUUACUCACAGUCAAUUGUAUGUGGCGUUAUCCAGAGUCAAGAGCAGGCAAGGUGUUAAAAUUUUAUCAUUUGAUUGCGAUGGUAAACCUACAGCGAAGACAUCUAAUGUAGUGUACAAGGAGAUUUUUCAUAACUUAUAA
Messenger RNA from Helianthus annuus (common sunflower), 1785 nucleotides. Its product is annotated as ATP-dependent DNA helicase pif1-like. Bases 1 to 1785 code for a protein of 594 amino acids. The record is from RefSeq and is a predicted model, not a curated record. Gene Ontology annotation, biological process: telomere maintenance; DNA repair. Lineage: Eukaryota; Viridiplantae; Streptophyta; Magnoliopsida; Asterales; Asteraceae. Gene Ontology annotation, molecular function: DNA helicase activity. The transcript is spliced from 3 exons.